GUCAGCGUCAAACGAAAAAUCAUUCAGAAUCUAUUUCCAUAUUUACAUUCCGCUUGCGUUCGCGAUCGCGAUCGCGACUCAUUUGGCAAGCAUUCAGUGCGCGCGGUGGAACGAGAACGGGAACGAGAACGGGAACGGGAACGUAAACGGGUAGAGGAACGGGAACGGGAGCGGGUGCGGGUGCGGCGACCUGCUGGUCGUGAUAAAAGUGCUGCGCCAGCGUUCAUGGGGCAUGGAAAUGAAUCAUUCGACUCGGCCCGACUCGUCCCCUCCCGCGCUAAGAGAGUGCGAGCGCCAAUCAUAAAUAAAUAAAUAAUGUGUCCAGCCAGCAAAAGCUAAACGAAACGAUAAGCGUAGCAGGCACAUUUAGCACACUCUCCGGACUCGCGUUUUAGUCAAUUAAACACCGUUUAUACCACAAAUGUGCCAAAGUAAUUGCAGUCCGCGUCCUCGUCGUCAUCGUCGCUGUUGCAGUUGCAGUUGCAGUUGCAGUUGCAGUUGCGCGUAGGCUGGCAUAAGUGUGGCCAACGACGAGAGCACUUUAGUUUUGUUUUUUUUAUGUGACUGCGUGUGCGUGUGUGUGUGUGUGUGCGGUGCACAGGUUGAACAAUUUUGUGUUAAAUGUGGGCCAACCGCGACACAAAUUUCGCAUAAUUGCAUAGAAAUUUACAGUUGUCGAGCGACAAAAACGAAAGUUUGCUUUUAGUCUUUGGCCAUGGAGCAGGCUGGCGCGCAGACACGUCCCGUGCCGGCGCCGCGUCGCCUCUACCCGGAGGUGCGGGUCGCCAACUACGAGAACAUCGAUAUCAAUGUGGGCAGCGGUAGCACCAGUGCCAACAAUCACAACUGCAAUAACAACAACCAUAACAACAACAAAAAGCUAAAUAUCAACGCAGAGAAUCUGCACGACAGCUGUGCGGAGAAGAAGCUGCCGGCCAGCAGCCACAGCAAGCUCAUACUGCAGGAGCACAACGUGGAGCAGCCGAUUUACGGACCAGAUGCAAAUGAGAAUGUGCCCGCCGAGCCUUUAUACGCUACGCCCAAGCCGGCGCCCAGGCAGCGAGCCCUUGCCGAGCUAUUGCUGGAGGACGAGCACGUUGGAGAGGCGGAGGGAAAGGAAAAAGAUCAGCCAGCGAUAGCAUCGCCCAAGGCGAUGCGUGCAGCCCCGCAGGUGCCAUCGAAGCCGCUUAACAUAGAGGCGGAUCGGCGACGGGCCGAGCGCUACUCCAUCUCCAGCGAGCUCUCCACAACGAGCAUCAGCGGCGGCGGCGGCGGCGUCAGUGGUGCCAAUGGGCAGCCAGAGAAUGAUUCGCGGUACACCUCCAAUGCGUCGCUUGACUGCAGCGAGAGCUCACAGAGCGGCAAGUUCAAGUCGCCGUCACCCGGGUACGUAGACGAGGGCAACGCAGAGCAGGCGGAUGAAAAUCAUCAAGAUCAUGGGCGAGAUCUUGAGGGCGAUUCCGAUACGGAAACAGAAACAGAUACAGAAACGGAGGCGGAGGCGGAGGCGGAACGCGCCGCCUCGUCCGAUCAGUCGGAGCUAUCCGCGAGCUGUGACGAUGACAAGAAUUUGUUGCGCUCGUUGGGCAACACCUCGAAGCUACUCGGCGAGGCGAUUGGCGAGCGUGUGGCCUUCAAGGCCAAGGUCGCCAAGAAGCGUCUGGACAAGAAUCUGAAGAGCUCCACGGAGGCGUUAAGCAGCCUUAGCGCGGACGCCAGCAGCCGGCUGAGGCACGCCAGCAAACGUUUCGGCUCGAACUUUACGCUGGGCCGGCGGGACAAGACAACGGAAGCAGGCAACUUAUCCGAGCUGGAGCAACAAAUGGAGCUGGAGCGACGCCGCACCAUGCCCAACACGGACGUCUUUAAUACGAUACAGUUCAGCAGUCCGCUGCAUCGAAACGCUGCUGGUGGCGGCCACACGGAUCUCAGCGGCGGCAGCAACACGAAAACGCUGCCGGAGCUGCACAACGAGCUUGACUACGAGGUGCCCAGGCCGAAGCCGAAGCCCAAGGUCAAGGCCAAGCCGCCCAGCUACGAUGAAGCGCUGCGUUCGCGCCCAGCGCCACCGUUGCCGCUGGCUAAGAAUCUAGCGCAGGAGGCGGCACAGCUGGUGCAGCUGCGCAAUCAUCAGCCGCAGCCACAACGCCAGUCAAGCAGCGGCGAGUCGACCGGCGAGGAGCUGCCCAUGCCCAGCUUUCCUCCACCGCGUCUGUCGCAGCAGUUGGACGUAGUGCAGCCGCCGGCGCGCCAUAAGCGCCGCAAGAACUACGAGAACAUCCAGCUGCGUCGCCCCAAUGUGGACUCAGCGGAACUGCAGGAGCUCAAUCGUGCCGCAGCUGCUGCCGAGCGCGAAGAAUCACUGCUAAUCACUGCCAACAUUGCAGCCGAGGAAGCCCGCGCGCCCAAGCCCGAGCGUAGCGACUCCUGGCACUUCUAUGGCGAGGCAGCAGAGCCCGAGGCGGAGCCGGAGCCGGAGGCGGACUGUGAAUCAUGCUCCUCGCCAGAGCCACUGUACGCCAACCAAGAGGCCACCUACGGCAAGCUGUUCGAGAUGGCCACGAGCAGCACCAGUCGCGGCAAGCUGCUGACACCGCAGCUGGAGCUGGCGUGCAUCAGUGAGGAUGGGGAGCUGGACAGCAACGAUGGUGCCGUGGGCGGCUGGUCGGCGCCGCCGCCACCGCCGCCGGAACUGAUUGAGGAGUUCGAUCCGCUGAUGGGCAAAUGCUCGACACUGGCUCGCUCCAACAAGAGCAACGAGCUGCUGCUGCUCGAACAUCUUCUUGAGGAGGACACCUAUGGCACCAUCAAGCGCGAACAGGACGAUGUCAGCAUGUGCACCUCCGAGGAGGAUGGCCGCAACGAAGCACCCGUAGCCAAUGUCAGCUCCGCGUCCACUGCCACAGCCACAGCCACUGCCAUCGGAUCAGCAGCAGUUGGAGCAGCAUCUAGUGCGCGCAAUCAACCGCAGAUUGUUCAUCAGAAUGCGCAGCUGCUCAGCGAUAGCAUGGAGAACAUGCUGGAUGACACGGACACUCUCGAGCUGGACACUCUCGAGCUACGCGCCCGGCCCUAUCUCAGUCGCCUGGAGGAGAAGCCGGCUACAAGUGCGGUAAAUGUUGAUCUGGCGGCGCCAUCGCGCAAUCGCACCAAUUGGUUUGUGGGCGACAAGACGCACAUUGAGGGCGACAGUCCGCCCACCUAUUUAGAGGCCAUUGGUGGCGAUGGACAGCCGUUGUCGGCAUCGGCAACCAAUGCCAGCGGCUCCGAAUCAAAGAACACGCUGGGCUCUCGCUUCCGGCAGACGAUGAACGCCUUCUCUAAUGUGAAGCUGCGCAUGGAUGCGAUGAAGCGACGGGCGAGCUUCAAGGGCGCCAGUCAGCGGCAGUCGGAUGUAAAGGUGGCCCUGCAGAUGGUGCCGCGGCCGAGUCUAUCGCCGUUGCUGGUGCGCUACGAGGGGCCAUUGGUGCGCUUCCCGUCGGGCGUCGUCGAGGAUAUACUGAAGGAGAUGCAGAACCGCAAGGCCAUAUUGCGGGAUCGACAGUUUCAGACGUACCUUGACCAGGAGAUGAAAACGCCCAAGGAGCUAAUCCCACUGGACACCAUCACGACGCUGCAGUGCGUCAGCAACAGCCGCGUCACAGACAGCGCCACCCAUUUCUACUGCUUCGAAUUGACCACGUCGCAGCCAAAGAACGGAACUGGCGCCGCCGAUGGCAUGACCUCCAAUCCCAAUCUGCUGAUGACAAGCAAUGCCUGCGGCAAUGUGAAGCAGCUGCGUGUCGCCCAUCUCUAUGGCGUCGGCAAGGAGUCCGAACGCGGCGUCUGGAUGCAAAAGAUUCUCGAGAGCCUCACGAACAGUGUGCCCGUGAAAUACACCUGCCACUAUUAUCGCGCCGGCUGGUGCUACCUAAAGAAUUCAAUCACCUCCGAUUGGAGCGGCACGUGGCUGGUGCUGCGCAAGAGCCAGCGGCGCCUCAUCUUUGUCAGCGAGGCCAAUGGCAACGUCGAGAAAAUGGAUCUGAGAAAGGCGCGCUGCAUCGUUCUAAAGGAGAGCGACGAGUCCAUUGAUAAUCUGCACGUGGAGAGCGGACCAAUGCUGAUGAUCGACUGUCCGCCGUAUGCCGUCUACAUGAUAAUGAGCUCGGCGCGCGAGACAAAGAUCUGGCGUCACAUCAUCAGGGAGGUGGCGCACAAUAACGGCUUCUCGCUGGGCGAUCAGCAGCUCACGCGCUACGACGUGCCCGUGAUUGUUGAUAAGUGCAUCAAUUUUGUGUACAUUCAUGGCUCCAUGUCGGAGGGCAUUUACCGCAAGUCCGGCUCGGAGAAUUCCAUGCACAAGCUGAUGAGCGCCUUCCGGGCGGACGCGUUCAACGUGGAGAUCACGCGCAACGAGUACAAUGAGCACGACGUGGCCAACGUGCUGAAGCGCUUCAUGCGCGAUCUGCCGGAAAGAUUGCUGGGCAAACUGACCGACAGCUUUGUGUUUGUCACCGAGCUGGCGGUGGCCUCCGAGAAGAUACCCAUCUAUAGGGAGCUGCUCGCCCGGCUCAGCACCAUUGAGCACGAGACGCUGCGUCGCAUUGUCGGCCAUUUGGUGUUCAUCAGCUCGCAGCAGGCCAAGAACAAGAUGAGCGUACAGAACCUCACCAUGAUAUGGGGCCCAACGCUGCUCGCCAAGAAGUGCGACGAGCUCAUCUACUCACAGAAAGAGGCCGAUGUGCUCAGCGAUCUGAUCGUGCUCUACAAGAAUCUGUUUCCCUGCAGCGCCGACGAAAUGAAAAAGGAACAGGCGAUGCUGAUGUGCCUGCAAAAGUACUAUGCAGCCGCCGAGACACUGAAGGAUGCUGUAAAACAAUCGGGCGACAUCAAAAUCUGGAUCAGUCUCAAUCCCAAUCCAGAUAAUACCACUGAGGAGAAGACGCAAGUUAAUGCCACAAUUUCACCCACAAAGACCGCCUAUGAGCUGUGCCGCGAGUACUCGGCAAAGAUGUGCCUGCCGACGCAUCAGUUGACACUGUACGAGGUUAUACUUAAUGACAGCCUGGAACGGCCCCUGCACCACGACGCCAAGGUGUUCGACGUCAUAUUGAACUGGUCCUACUGGCCGGAGGAGGAUCGCAAGCACAACUAUCUGGUGGUGCGACCCAUCGAGAUGCUGCGCGAGGUGCAGCGCGCUGUCAAGAAUCUGGCGACAGUGACGCCUGGCAAAGAGUUACGCUUCGCUGACUACCGCACCAAAUCGUUCAAAACGCUGCAGUGCGAGCUGCGCGAUGGCAAAAUAGUUGUCUCCAAGAAGGACAAGAACGACAAGACGACUAUUGUACGGGAGAUCUUUCUCCAUAGCUCCACAGCGUAUUUGGGCUGUGAGCGGAAACGUGACUUCCCCUGGAGCUGGGCCAUCACAUUCGUUGAGCGUACCCAGGCGCAAAUUAUGAGAUCACGUGAUGCACCCUUCAUUGGGCACGUGCUGGCGGGCAGCGAGUGGGUCGAUCGCACCAUUUGGUAUUCGAGCAUCUGGUAUUGUCUACAUGGCGAUAACAUUUUGCCACCCGCCGAGAUUAUCAUCAAGUGAAGAGCGACAUCAACUGAAUAGCCAAACAUCCACUUGUUUGUCAAUUUAUUCUGCCUGCAUUAGCAUUUAAUUUAUAUUCAAUCAUGAUCGCAAUUUUUAUCUGUUAAAGACAUUCUACAUAUGUGUGUAUAGCAUACUUUUUGCCGCAGACUCGAUUUAGAUGUCACGGCUUUCGUUUUUUAGCUGAACUAAUAUGCUAUCCGAAAAGUAUGCAAUAUAUAUAUAUAUAUAUAUAUA
Messenger RNA from Drosophila novamexicana, 5812 nucleotides. RefSeq lists its product as uncharacterized. The transcript is spliced from 9 exons. Gene Ontology annotation, molecular function: phosphatidylinositol-3,4,5-trisphosphate binding; GTPase activator activity. Gene Ontology annotation, biological process: positive regulation of GTPase activity; signal transduction. The coding region runs from base 716 to 5575 and encodes 1619 amino acids. Lineage: Eukaryota; Metazoa; Arthropoda; Insecta; Diptera; Drosophilidae. The record is from RefSeq and is a predicted model, not a curated record.